Fonsecaea erecta is the source of this 4176-nucleotide messenger RNA. RefSeq lists its product as hypothetical. The coding region runs from base 1 to 4176 and encodes 1391 amino acids. Gene Ontology annotation, molecular function: protein binding. NCBI's taxonomy places the organism in Eukaryota, Fungi, Ascomycota, Eurotiomycetes, Chaetothyriales, Herpotrichiellaceae. Gene Ontology annotation, cellular component: cytoplasm; endoplasmic reticulum; plasma membrane. The transcript has a single exon. The record is from RefSeq and is a predicted model, not a curated record.
AUGGCGCAAGCCUCGCAACCUGUUGACAACGUCGGGAGACUUAUCAAUCUGAUUCCUGUCGCCCUAAAAGAAGCCGCGAUCGACUCGCCGACCGCCCGCGCCUCCGUUAUCCACUACGGAGAGCAAGUCGACCUGCUGGAGAAAUGGCUCGACGACUAUGCCAAAGCUGCCAACAGACUCGUUUCAGAAUCCUUGACUCUCGAGAAUGUCCUCAACAACUUUAUUGCCCACGCCGUCCUCCCCACCAACGUCUCCGAGUCCAUGCUGGAUCAUGACUACAGUGUUCUGGCAAUGAAGAAGUUUGCUGAUGGCGCCAAAGACUAUUGGAUGAGCAUGAUAGCAGUGGUCAAGAGAUUAUCUACUAUGGUCAUUGAUCCCAUAAGACAAUUCCUCCAGAACGAUCUGCGACCUUUCAAAGAUGCUCGUCGAGCGGUUGAGGCUACACAGAAAACUUUUGAACAUCUCCAGGGCAAAUAUGCUGGGCUGGGCAAAUCAAAAGAACCCUCUUCGCUGAGAGAGGAGGCUUUUCAGCUGCAUGAGGCCCGCAAACUCUACAUCAAAGCCAUUAUGGACUUCUCCAGCACGGCUCCGCAGUUUCGCUUUGCAUUGGAUAAGCUCCUGGUUAAGAUCUUCUUUGACCAAUGGCGUGAGAUGCGAGUCUCGCGCGACAACACGGCCGCGACCUUCCAACGGAGCGCCGAUGAGAUGCAGAGAAUCAAGAGUUGGCUGUCGGAGUUGGAGGCUAACGAAAAGGCCUUUCGCAAGGAGCUCAUGGCCGCGAAGAAACAGCUGGAGGAGGCCGCCGAACUCGAAACCCGGCCCUCACGAGAAUUGGAGGACUAUACCUUGUCGACCGUCCCUCAAUUCUCUGGUCACGGCCAUAGCGCCAGCACCUCGACCUUACAACGCUCACCGAAAAAGGCCGCUUCCAAAACCGGCGAGAAGCAAGGCUGGCUGUUCCUUCGGACCUACAGUGGGAAACCAACCCGGACUGUCUGGGUGAAGAGAUGGGCAUUCGUUCGCAACGGAGUCUUCGGCUGGCUGCUGCAAGGCACGAGAGCAGGAGGCGUGGAAGAAAGUGAGAGAAUUGGUGUUUUACUCUGCAAUGUCCGCCCCGCGCCAGCAGAAGAACGUCGCUUUUGUUUUGAACUCAAGACGAACAAAAAUACGAUCCUCCUCCAGGCAGAAACGCAGUCAGAGCUUGUGGAAUGGAUCGAUGCUUUUCACAUUGCUAAGUCCAGAGCUGUCAAUGAUGGAGAUGGGCUCCGCAGUUUCACUUCCGGUAGUGGGAACAUUCAAGCCGGUGCCGCCUUUGCAAUAAGUGCGCCACCAAUUCCCGAGUUUGGGACUUUCAUCCUUGGGUCGACAGAACCGGGUACUAUUGGAGAGGAUAUCACGGCCCUGGAAAAGACCAAUACCCUGCCAAUUCCAGGGACCGAACACGGGCGCGACAGUAGUGUGGACUUGCCUAGACGGUCGACAGCUUUGGACGAUGGCGGGCAUCGUGACACUGCUUCUCGCAUCAUUUCAAAACUCGAUUUGCAUAGGAAGAGUCCAGCCCCAACCCAGGUGUCUGCCAGCCCAUCGACGCCAAAUCUCGCUGGUGGCAUUGCAAGCUUGAUUGCCGCCACGCAUGGUUCCAUGCCUGUUGCUCCCAGUAUCCCGAUGCUCCAAAACGCCGAUGGCGAGUUCUCCAAACCACGGAGUGCAUUCACUUUGGCUCUUCGAGAUAUGCCUGCCAGCAGUCUUGCACCUUCGACCUUGGCCUCUGUACCGUCCCCAACCAAUCUGAGCAAGUCGGCAGUCAUCAUUACAGGGGAGCGUGGUUUGAGCCCUGCCCCAGAUAGGACUGGGCUACCCACUGGUCUUUUGGCCAACACCUGGGGGACUUCCUGCACGGCUGUCUUGAAUCGCCUUGAACGGACCGACCCGAAUGAGAAGACAGAAGUCAAACUUCUGGCGCAGCGAAGCCCCACGCUCCAGCCAUCUCUUUCACCUCCAAAAAUGUCAUCUACUCCAACCCGGUCAGCUGCUACCUUGCCAAAUAACAUUCCGCAGCUUGAUUUGAGUGUGCCUCAAACAGGUACUCGAAGCCGGACGCCGUCUCCAAGUAAGAAACAGCACAGGAGCACCAUAAGCGUCGAUCGUGACACCUUCAGGCAAAUAAAUAAUGAGCUUGUUGUGCCUGACUUUCCUAACUAUUAUCCUCUUCAGCUCAAGUCUCAGGACGCACAAUUCCGACUUCUGUUUCCAAAUAUUCGACGCGAUGACAAACUGGUCAUGGUUUUCAGAGCAACCUGGAACCUAAGCGAGCAACAAGAAUUUCCUGGCAGAGUGUACGUAACUCCCAGGGACAUCUACUUUUACAGCAACCAUCUGGGCUUGGUCCUUACAUCGAGUGUGCCGCUUGGAUCAAUUGAUGAGGCCACUGCCGCUCCCGGAAGAGACUGUGACUUUAUCUUCUUGCACCUCAAGGACACUGCAAGCGACACCACUAACCGACGAAUUACGAUCAAAACCUUUUUGGAACCUUUGAGACUACUGCAAAGGCGCCUGAAUUUUUUGAUAAGAAACAAUGCUUCCAGCGAACCCCUCGAAUUGGAGGGAGUGAUGAAGGCUCUGCUCAAGAUGGAGACCGAGGCUCCUGACAGGAGCCCCAGCCUGGAAAGCUGGGAGGAUGUGUCGCCAAAUACGCCCGUCGACACUGGUGGCCCUCGAUAUCGAGGCAGAGCAUCAACUAUCGGGACUGAACUACGGGGCCCGCUGCGGGUUGAUCGUACCCUUCAUCAGACGCAGCUGGGACGGCGAGAGUCGAAAUUCAAACUACCUGCUCAACCCGUCAAUUAUACGCCCCCGGGGAAUCUCCGUCUCGCGGCGGAGAAAGAAUUCGACAUCAGCGCCAAGGCGUUAUUUCAUGUUAUGUUCGGGGAUAAAAGCGCUUUGUGGCAACUGCUUCAACAUGAAAGACGCGCAAAGAAUGUGUCCAAAGGGCCGUGGUUGAGCGUCGGCGAAGGCCGGCUUCGAAGAGAAUUCACUUUCGACACUCCUGUCCAAACGCUUUUUGGACAAGAAUCCUAUGCCCAAGUUCAUGACUAUCAAACAAUUGAUGUUAAUAGUGAUCACUUAUGCUACGUUGUUACCGACAAGCGGACCCCGUGGCAUCUCCCCUACCAAAAUAACUAUCGUCUCGUCAGCAAGAUCGUCAUCACUCACGUUGCAAAGGCCAAAUGCAAGCUCGCAAUUUUCAUCAAGGUAGAGUGGCUGCGCGCUGCUUGGUUCUUGGGAGGAGUAGUUGAGCGACAGGCAUUAUAUGACCUCGAACUCGACUCUCAAGACCUUGCGGAUCUGGUGGCGGAUCAAGUCCGCAAGCUUGGCCUCCACAGCCGCACCAAGAAGGCGAUUCAGAUCUUUGGUCAAGUUGGCCAUGUGACAGAAACUACAGAACUUUUGUUGGACGCAUCGGCACUCAACAUCGAGUUGAGGAGACAGCCAGUUUCCAGAACAAUAACCGGACUACUGGCACAGAGCGCUGCCUCCACGGCGGAGAGUGCCUUGGGUACUCUCCUUCAGUCGCUCUUAAGCAUCCUGAGGUGGUUUGCUAAAACGUUGUCUGCUAAUAAGCUCAUAUUGGUGGCCCUUGUUUUCUCGGCUCUGUACAAUAGUUGGCAUACAUAUCGAGACUCGCUUGACUGGUGGCAUGAACGCAGAGCUGCGAACUUCAUGGCACGACUAGGCAUCUCGCCCAAUCCUGUCAUGAGCCGGGCAGUGUAUAUCAGUGACUUGGACGACAUUCUGAGUCGGGAAGCGAAUUUGCCGGCGCGUGAUUCCAGCGCCUGCUAUAGCGUCUUUUAUGAUGAAAAUGACCCGGAGUACUUUCAAUCCGGGCUGAGGCAGACUCCAGCCGCGAAAGUCCAGCAGACGCGUCAACGGCUGGGAACUCAGCGGCAUGAUCUCCUUGUCGCGGUGCGCGUCGUCAACAGCGUCGAGAGACAAAUUAUGCAAGCCGCUUGGGAACAGUGGGUGCUGGAUGAGCAUCGACGAUGUCAGGUCGUGGAGGGGCUGGUAUUGAAUGACCUGGAGCAAAACAACACGGACGUGAGCGGGGACCUCAAAGGCUGGUAUGACGAAUACUGCGCCAGUUGCAGUGAUGAAUAUAUGAAGAUGCGUGCUGCUUGA